CACAGCCCCCUCCUAAUAUAAUAUUAAUACGGCAACACAAUAUUUUUUAUUAUUUACGUUACUGAAACCUUGAAAUGAAGUUAAGCGUAAAGUCACGACAGCGCUGCGAUAACCUUUGCUGGAUAGAAUUAUACAGUGUAGCACCCAAAAAACGUAUACAAUUGAUGGUCUCGGCUGCCUCACUGUACGAUCUGUUCAGUGUUCAUUGACAUCGCCGGCCGGUGCUGAUAGUUUCAACAUGAAGCAGCCUCUGUCCGUUAUCUUAACGCUCUUUGCACUCCAUCAGUAUGAGGCUGCCGACCCUUACGCAGGAGACUUCGCUCGAGUGCGACACAGCAAAACGUUCGUCGACAAGACCGACUUCAUCGGACUGUUCCUUAAUAUGUCUCAUUCUACAAUCCACAUAUCAGUGCCUCCUAAAUUCGGAAAGUCAGUGAACCUGGACAUGUUGAGACUUUACUUGGAUGCGCCGGUCAAAGUGGGCAACGAAACAACCGCCAACAACCAGUACACCGAUUCGCUCUUCCUCGGCACGAAAUUCCACGGAAACCCACACUUUGGGGAUCACUAUCUCAAGUAUAAAGUCGUCCACGUGGACUUCAGUCCCUUCAAGAUAGUCGAGGACGUAGAAACUUUCAAUCGCAGUCUUGCUGAGGUGGUCUGCCAAAUGCACGAGAAAUACCGCAGUCAUUUAAAUUUCUCCUACAUUGACGGCAAGAAGGCUCCCCCUCAAGCAUGUCUGGACUACCACAGGGAAAAAAAGCUCUCCAUCCUUGACGCAGGGCAACAGCUCAUCUCGGAUAUUUACUUCGCUUUCUCCAAACCAAUUAUCGUCCUCAUCGAUAACUUUGACGCAAUCCUCCACAACUACAUGAUCGGACCAGUGCGACACAAAGAAAGAAUCCACAAAUACUUCGGCCACUUCUUGCGGGGGCUAGUUCAGGACUCGCCAGAGGUUAAUAAAUCCUUAAUGGUGGGAUCUCUGACCCUGGGUGGUGUCUUGGCCACCUUGACCAACGAUACGAAACACCUGUUCCCCUUUGAGAACGGAACCGUCGCCCAGUAUUUCGGAUUCACCGGACAGGAUGUCGACAACCUCCUCGACACUUUCCAGAUCCGCGAAAAGAACGCUCAACUGCGAAGCUUGUACACGGGCUACAGGGUGCUUGACUCUCCGAAUCUAACCCUCUACAACCCUCUUUCCAUCACUGAUUUCCUCGAGCAAAGAUGGCAUACGAACAGUUCGAAUUUAUUCAAAGGUCUCGACGGUUGUGAUCGUAUCUUAGAGAAUGUCGUGAUCGGUCGAGAGGUCGAACGCGUGGCGUACACUGUGGGAAAGAAAAAGAAACACCUCCCUCAAAGAUACACCUUCAGCAACGGGAGACUGGCUUUCCAACACGUGGACCGCCUACACCGCGGCAUGCGCUCUAAGAUCAACACUUUCGCAAGCGUGGACGACAUCAACCUUUUCAUGCAGUACCUCUUCGAGCUUGGCUACUUUAGCAUCGUCCACGCUCGAGUUGUGACGUCAGAACUCGACAUGGUGACCAUUAUCGAGGACGUCGUCUUGACCCCCGCCACCUUGGAGGCUCGCAAAGUGUUAAGGAAGUACUUGACCGCCUCCAACUACUACCAAUUCGUGCUGGGUAAAACCUGGGACCAGCUGAAUGCGUUCGGGGAGUUCCUGCUGGACCUGCCCGGAAAAGAGGUCUUCCACGACCUGGCGGUGGCCACGCACAAGAUCUUCAACCGGACGUGGGACGAGGUGAGCUGGCCGGUCUCCAUGACGGGGGCCAUGGAGGCGAUAUUCGCGCACAACGCCACCCUGGCCAAGCAGUAUCCUGCCGUCCACUUUGAGCUGGUCGUUGAACGGGAAGCUGACGGUUUCGAUUGUUCCAACGAGUUGGACGUGUUCCUCGUCACGGGCAAGAGCGUCGGGAUCAUCAUCGAGAACCGGCAGGGAAUCGAGCACAAGUUGGCAUCGAACACAUUUUACGCGAUGCUGGACCGAGGGUGCGAGGACGUGUACGAUCAUAUGCGCCCGAGGAUCCUGGUCAAGACUAAGAUAGCCAUGCUUAUCAAUUUGACCCCGUCACGCCACUGCGAGAUCUUCUACCGCGUGAGCGACCAGAAGCAGGGCGACCCGCUGUGGGGGUUCGCCCAGCACCCGCUCGGGGAGAUCCUCGAAUUUGAGGAGACCAAGAAACCUGACGACCCCGGCAUGAAGUCCAAGUUCGACCUGGAGACCCAGAAGAUGCUCGAGGAGGCCAUGCGAAAGAGCCAAAAGUACAACGUUUCAUCUGGACUAGGGGUCUAGCUAUUAGUAGAACUUUUCAUCUCCCAGGGUUUCCCGAGAAUGUACUUUCUCGGUAAACUUUUGUGUGUAGGAAAACACAUAUAAAUGAUAUCACUCAUUCACUCACACUCAGAAGAGACACUGAGAACGUUUCCGCUCCCAGCACUUGGCUCUCCCGGGAAACUUUGAUUUUUAAUCUGGACAGUGAAGUCUAACUCUGACUGUUGUCACUGAACUUCACUCCCGAUUUAUUCGUGGGUUUUACAAUGACGUCAUUUUGUUGCAUGUUUUACACGGAAAGAAUCCUCAUUGGCUUCUUAAAAAUAUUUGUCUUGACGUCGAUGAAAUCACCCCAGUGACUGAAGUGAUUUCAUCAACGUCAGGACAAAUAUUUUUAAGAAGUCAAUGAAGAAGCUCUCCGUGUAAAACCUGCAACAAAAUGACGUCAUCGUAAAACCUACGAAUAAAUCUGGAGGGAAUAUAUACACGGGUAGGUAAGCAAGGCUAAAACAUCAAAAACAUUUAAAGGCAGGACGUUUUGAGCUGUUACAAGCUCAAUUUCAGCGGCAAAAAACACAAAUAAAUAAAUAAAAAAUUGAGUGGCGACCUGAACCCAGCCGUUAUCACGUAACCACUGAUGUUUUUAACACUCAAUUUUUUAUUUAUUCUUUUGUGUUUAUUGCAGCUGAAAAUUAGCUGGUAAUGGCUAAAAACAUCAUGCCUUUAAAUGAUUUUAAUGAUUUAGCCUGUUUACUCGUGUUUCAAUUUCCUCCCUGUUCAUUCGUAUGUUCGAGCUAUGUUUUUGUGAUUCAUCGUAAAACCCUUGAUAAAGUAAUAUAUUAUUGUCUCGUGCAUUUUGUUUUUCUA
Bemisia tabaci is the source of this 3163-nucleotide messenger RNA. RefSeq lists its product as uncharacterized. The record is from RefSeq and is a predicted model, not a curated record. NCBI's taxonomy places the organism in Eukaryota, Metazoa, Arthropoda, Insecta, Hemiptera, Aleyrodidae.